Messenger RNA from Colletotrichum scovillei, 1071 nucleotides. RefSeq lists its product as uncharacterized. The record is from RefSeq and is a predicted model, not a curated record. NCBI's taxonomy places the organism in Eukaryota, Fungi, Ascomycota, Sordariomycetes, Glomerellales, Glomerellaceae. The transcript has a single exon. The coding region runs from base 1 to 1071 and encodes 356 amino acids.
AUGUCUUUCCACCUCAACAGGCAUGAUUUACUCCUCCUCGCCAGCAAACAAUACGUCGCCGCCAUCCGAAGCAUCAGAUCGGCACUGAGUAGUACCAGCAACAGCAACUCCCAUCAUGGUAACAAUAACGACGAAGUCAUCCAGUCAGCACUCCUCUUAGACCUAUACGAGAAAAUUGCCGACCGCCACGAGCAUCAAUCCGCAUCGUGGCUAAGCCACGCCCGGGGCGCUCUCCACAUGGUCUGCGACCGCGCCAACACCGACUUCUCCAACCCGACCACCUGCCAGCUCGCCAACAACGCCGCCGUAGCCCUCAUGAAGAGCUGCGGCAUCGCCGGCGUCCCCGUACCGCCCUCGCUGCUGGCCCUGCGCGAGGACCUCAACAGCUACGUCCGCGACGCCAAAUGGAGCUUCACGGGUCUCGUCGUCGGCAUCGUCAACCUCCGUGCCUACAUGCAGGGCCUGGCUUCGGGCGCAGCCUGUCCGAACGUGGUGCUGCGCCGGGCAAAGAUCUUGGACGAGCACAUGACCCUCGUGGAGAAGCGGCUCCAGCGCUCGUGGAAGGCUACGCGGACUUUUACGGUUGCGUAUAACCCGCUCAUCUUUGGACGGUAUUACGACGUCUACCCGAGUCACCACGCGACGCAGGUGACCAAUGCUGUUAGGAUGAUGCGUUUGGAGCUGAACAGCAUCAUUCAACAUGUGGGCCACAAUGAAGAGCACACCAUCAAGAGUCAGACCCGGGAGGUUAUCCGGGAACUCACUCGGCACUUGUGUGCGGCCGUGCCCCAGUUUUUGCUCUUGAUAGGGGGUGACGCCACGAGUCUACCAGUCCAUACCCUACCACCAUUACAGAGGCUACAUUGCUGUACAAUGUUGACGCCGUUGUACCUCUCCUUUUGUCUGACGGAGGACUUAUACAUGAAGGAAUGGAUCUUGCAGAUUCUUCUGCAUAUGGCGGAACAUGGAGUCAAGUUGGCGAGUGACGUCUUCCAACUGAUUUCGUCAGGUAAGCUUGUAGAUUAUUGGGCUCUGUAUGCCAUGGUCGGUAGCUAUGCUAUUGCAGCUUAA